Messenger RNA from Paramisgurnus dabryanus, 790 nucleotides. The record is from RefSeq and is a predicted model, not a curated record. Lineage: Eukaryota; Metazoa; Chordata; Actinopteri; Cypriniformes; Cobitidae.
AAGACGACGACGCGUGCCUCUAAAUCUGAAUCGCCCAUAACUUAAACCUAGUAGUUACAAAUGAGCAUGAAAAAUAUCGCCCAUUACUAGCGUCAACAUGAAGAAGAGCUCUUUACGUUUCAUCAUCCUUUAUUUGUGCAUCAACAACAGUGUUGUGACAGAUGAGUCAGUGUCAGUGAUUGAGGGAGAUUCUGUUACUUUACACACUAAUACUGAAAUACAGAAAGAAGAUCUGAUCGAGUGGAGGUUUGGAAAUGAACAGGAUCGCAUAGCUAAACUCAACAGACCAGCCAAUAAUUCAGUCACAAUAUAUGAUGAUGUUCUUGAUGGGAGAUUCAGAGACAGACUGCAGAUGGAUAAUGAGACAGGAGAUCUCACCAUCACAAACAUCACAACUCAACACACUGGAAAUUUUACACUACAUAUCAUCAUCAAAGGGAAGAUCACAAACAAGACAUUCAACAUUAAUGUGUCUGGGGAUAAGGUGAAGACAGAGAUGAUGGGAGAUUCUGUCAUUAUAGUCAAUAAUGUUAUCAAGAAACCAGGAGAUGAGAUGAUGAUGUGGAGGAUUCGACACAACAACUCUCCUGUAGCUGAAAUGAAUGAUACGGUCUUAACUUAUAAUGUUAAUGGUGAGAGAUUUAGAGACAGACUGCAGGUGGAUUAUCAGACUGGAGAUCUCACCAUCACAAACAUCACAACUGAAGACUCUGGAUCUUAUGAAGUAGAUAUAACUGUUGGCAACAACUCGUAUACUAUACACAGAUCAUUCAGUGUUAAAGGUGAGUAG